Ceraceosorus guamensis is the source of this 5951-nucleotide messenger RNA. RefSeq lists its product as hypothetical. The record is from RefSeq and is a predicted model, not a curated record. The coding region runs from base 1 to 5739 and encodes 1912 amino acids. NCBI's taxonomy places the organism in Eukaryota, Fungi, Basidiomycota, Exobasidiomycetes, Ceraceosorales, Ceraceosoraceae. Gene Ontology annotation, molecular function: protein binding. The transcript is spliced from 11 exons.
AUGUCCUUCUUUUCAAAGCCUUUGAGCAAAGGUAAACCGGAAGGACAGCCAGAAGAGGGUGCUGCCUUCCUCGCCCGGCUUGCUGCGAUCAAGUUCCCACCAGAGGCCACUGCGCAGCCUCGCGACGAUGUCGACUCUGCGUUGUCUCCAAGCCUGAAGGCGAGUGAGCCUACGGGUCUUGCAAGUCACGAGGAAGAUCUGCGCCGCGUAUGGGCUCAAGCUCGCACGAGCCUAGAGAUCAAAGCCUUGGCUCCAUGCGUCGGCCUAGUCGAUGUGCAUGGCGAGGCAACCGCGGACGCCAACGGAUCCAUCUUCAAGACACGAAGACGUCUGGUCGAGGCAGAUGCAUCGAGUCAGCAGCCCAAAAUUGUCGCUAUUCCCGGUGGACCACGCACCAAUCCCACACGCACGGAUGCUCAACACGUGCUCCCUCUGCCUGAGUCGGAUCGCCGGCCGCAUGGAAGCCCCGCCGUUGCGAGUCAAGAUGAAUUUCGUGAGGCUUUCAACAUACUGACCGAGAACGCCUUCGCGCUGCUGCACGAAAAGGACUGGCAAGGGGUGCUCGUCGCCGGCGGGUCGGUGCUUGCGGCGCUUACGCCGCUCCCACAAGAGUGCAAAAAGUCCAGACGCGAACUACGUCGUUACUUGCACGAACGUGGGCCCUGCCGUGGCAGCGACAUUGACGUCUUUCUGUACGGAAUGGCCGAUGACGAGACUGCCAAAGCAAAGAUCGCUCGCAUCGCUCAGCUCAUCGCCGACGCAAUUCCGUGGGAUAUCACCUGCAUUCGCUCCAAACAUGCCAUCACUCUGGUAAGCCAGUACCCCCACCGUCACGUGCAGUUUGUUCUUCGACUCUACUCUAGUCCAGCAGAGAUCCUGAUGGGUUUUGAUGUCGACAGCUCCGCAGUCGGUUUCGACGGCAAGCGAGUCUUGGCCGCACCUCGAGCCUUGAUCAGUCUGAUCACCCAGAGUAACACUGUUGACAUGACAAGACGCUCUCCGUCAUACGAGGUGCGCCUAACCAAGUACGCGGAGCGCGGCUUUGAGAUCUACGUGCCUCAUUUGCGCCGCGCCGACAUCGAUCCCUCUAUUUACGAGCGCACACCGCUCGGCAUCAAAGGCCUCGCACUAUUGCUAGUCCUUGAGAAGAUGAGGAGCCAGAACGACAGAGAUGCUUUCUUGGAUCAGCGCCGCAAGGACAGGUCCCGACCAGAGCUUUCCUGGCAGCAAAAGUGGUCUCGCCAACGCAAUACCCUUUCAGGUGAUUUGAAGAAGGGGACUGAGCGAGGACAAUGGCUUGCAAGCCUUGCAACGUCCAACUACGAUGCUCCCAGCACAGCUUUUCACUUGCCGUAUGGUCCCAGAUGGCAGGCCGCUCGAAUCGAAAAGCUGCUUUAUCGGACCGAUGUUGUAUUGAACGCAGCGUGGAACGAGAAGAACAAACCCCUCCUUGGUCUACACAGACACCCCGCGUUCUUUGGAACCAUCGAGGAGUGCAUGGAGGACUGCUGCAAGCUUUGCCCGGAAGCGCAGUCCUCGGAGCAGAAAGAAGUCUUUGAAGAGCGGUGCAAAGACUAUGUCCGCGGGCGCAUUGAGUGCGCACCAAUUCCCUGUUUAUUUAUCAAGGAGGAGCCUGGACGUCAGCUGAUGAGCGGUUCCUUCCAGCCCCUUACCGACGAUGACUGGACGAUGCAAGCAUACAUGACCAGCGCUCAAAUGAUGAUGAAAGCUGUGCUGGACGGGGAUCUCGAGUGCAUACAUCGUUUGUGCUCAGGAGGCGAAGAUGCAGCUAGGAAGGUGCUGCUCAGCCGUGAUCAAUCGGGUCGGACCCCUUUGCAUCUGGCCAUUCUCGAGCGAAAGACCAAAGUCGCAGUCACACUUGUUUCGCUUGGUGCCCGUCUUACUUCCCGUCUCGCAGAUGGCAGAUCGGCCUUCAUUUUAGCUGCUGAGCAGGGCAACGCCACCGUUGUGCAAUCCAUGCUCAUGAGAAGCAACGCGAACGAAGCUGCAGCGUUGGAAAAGGAUGCCACGAAGAAGAAGCGCACACAAUCGGCCUCCGACGAUGCAGCCCAGAUAGUCAAGAAGCAGAGCGAGGAAAGUGAUGCUGAAGAUGAGGCUUCCGACGACGGAGAUCGACACUCUGCGAAUGAAGACCAGGAUUCAGAGGAUGACGAAGCUGUGCUUGUCAAGCGCCCAAACAAGUCGAGGAACGAGGAGGUUCAACAGGAAGGUAUUCCCCAAGAGGUCGAGACACCAGAUGUCAUCGCGCUCGAGGACUACGCUUGGGAUACUGGGCUGCCUGCCUUGCAUUACGCUGUGACGAGCGGAGACCCAGAAACAGUCAAGAUAUUGUUGGACGCAGGAGCAUCACCGAACAUGGCAGUAGCUGGGGUGCAUCCUCUCAUGGCUGCUGUGCUAAUUCCGGAAGACGAAGCUGCAAUCGUAGUGAUCAAAGUUUUGCUAGCAGCCGGCUCCUCCAGCUCAAGGAUGACGCUGCACAAAGCAAGUCGCAAUCAAGUCAAGUCGACCAUGCUUGCGUUCACGGCUUUCGUUCUGGCAGGGCGUCAGCGUUUGGUAGCAGCAUUGCUGGAGCUGGAUGCACAGCGUGCCGAAUUUGCAGCCACCUUUGCACUUUUUCAAGGUCGUUCUUACAGCGAUUUCGCUGUGACAUCUUCGCUGAGCCUCGCCCUCCUCACCGGUCAGCUCGGAACGGCCGCGUUGCUACUAGCUGCAGGUGCCAAAGCCCACAUCACGGGCGAAGAAUAUGGGGCCGGCCGCAAUUGCUCGCUUGUGCGGAAAGACAAUUAUAAUUAUGUACAGGCUAGCAGCCUUGUCACAACAAUCCAGCCCCUCGCAGCUUCGCUGCUGCAAGCCAAUCUGGGCUUCUACCUGCUUCUUGCUGCUGACAAUGAUCUCCCUAUCACCGCUCUGCCUCACAUGAUGCACCUCGGUAUCACUAAGAUAGAUGAGGAGACGGACCAGCCUGUCAAGCCCCUCUCCAUUCUCGAUGAGUUGGAUGGCUUGAUUCCGCCUGGAGAAGACGAGCGGAAUGCUGUACCGAAUGCGGAAAAGAUGGAAGGCCAGCCUCAAAAUUUGUACGAGUUCGCCCUCCGAAGCGCGCAGGACAAGGCGCGACUUCUCUCCCCGAAGAAGCAGACUCCAUCAAAUCAUCGAGCCCCGCUUCUGACAUUUGUGGCAGAAGCGCGAAGAGCAAUUUUACAGAGAGGCGCAAAGCCGUGGUCAGGUCUCGUUUUCGAGCCGCCACUCAAAGAUGAAGUGCAGUCUCAAUAUUUGCGUGGACGUAGACGGCUCUUUUACAACUCUGCGGACGCGAGCAAGAAGGUAGUCGAUGACUUGCUCUCCAGUGCUGACUCGCUUGGAGAGAGUCAAAUCCAGUUCUAUCUGCUCAAUGGCGGAACACACUACACGAUGCAGCGCAAUUCGCAGCCCGUUGCUGUCGCCCAGAUCGAUACCUGCCGCCGGGUUUUCGAUGCAGUAGUACGCGGAGAAAAUGAAACAGUGACGAAAUUGUUGCAACGAGAGGUUCCCGCAGCGAUCUGCUACGGUCUGCGAGGCCCGAGCACCAAGCAGACGCUACUUGAUGUUGCAGUGGGCUGCAGCAGGUGGCAAGUCGCCCAGACCAUUCUGCGCAUCAGCGCUCAGCAGUUUAAAAGGUCGGAGCAGCCCAAGACUUCUUACUCGAUGGGUUACAAUUAUGAUGAUAGUGACGAUGAAUCGAAUCUCGACAUUGUUGAAGACGAGCCCAAGAAGCAACUUGAUCAGGUUGACGAGGAUGCGGCAAAACCGCCUCAGAAGAGUUUGGAAUCCCUCACAUCUCCGACUGACCUCGUGGACAACAUUGACUGGAUUCCGGCGGUCAAGCGCGCCAUCGAGAAAGAUCCCGAGUCGACAGAUCGCAUCUGCGAGAUGGUGACGGCAGUCUCUGCAAGCACCAAGGACCCGUUCUUGGAAAGUAGUGGCGCCGGUCUCGUGCUGGGUCUUUCGCUCGCGCUGCUUUGCGAUAAACCGACAUUGUUCAAGCACUAUUUGGUACAUGCAGGUUGCUCAUUCGAACAGUUGAGGGUACUGCUUCGCACGACACGGUCGUAUCAGACCGCCGCCAGUGCCCAGCCAGAAAGCGAUGAGGAAGAGGAAGGUGAUGAGAUCCUGAUUGCGCAAAGCGCGAACUCUUACUAUCCAGGGCUUCUCGUGCACGGAAGGCGCAAGCGUGAUUGGGCCAGAGAAGGUCCGACCAGAAGCAGCAUGGGAAAUGCUGCAAUACUUCCGUCACGUUUGCUCGAGCUCGCGAGCAGAUAUCAAGCGCACGAGUGUAUCAGGUGGCUGGCUCAAGAUAAUUACUCAAACGUUCGUUGCCUAUUGUCGGCGCGUAUCGAGGCCAUCAAGAACGAUUUGAAAGAGGGCCUCGCGGACGGCGAUGCGCAGCGUAAGCUUCACACAGAACUACGAUCGCUCGCUCAAUUUGACUUGGAGUCCGAGCAGCACUUGGCUAUGAUCAUAGGCGCCACUGUGGACGACGUUGAUAAGUAUCUCUCGCCAAUCGGAAGCGCCGCAUCGCCCAUCAGACCUAGCAGGCGCUUGGACACUUUCGAGUUGCUGCAUCAGCUAUUUCCCUCUCUCACACCCUCGUGGGUGGAGUCACCGCUACGCGGCGACGUAGAUUCAAAGUUUGCUCCGUACUUCUAUGUGUUGCGCGAGUUCCUUCGCAAGACGGAGGUCUCAGCAGAAGAUCUUCGCUGCUUCAAGAACGAACUGGAAUGGCUGGUCAAACAUGGCACCGACCCGCUCGCAAUGGAUGAUGAAGGUCUAAAUGCUCUCCACACACUGGUACGAACCGCCAUUCCUGGUAUUGCUUUGCAAGCAUUUGCUGCGAUGCAGGAUGCGCUGGGCAGAGACGUCAUCUGUCAUCUAGUGUCGCAAAGUCCGCUUUCCGGGCCAAGACGAGGCAGCACACCUCUGCACGAGCUUCUCUCGUCCAAACAUCUCGAUGAGCUGCAGGACGGUCAGAACAUCAAUUCGUCCAGCGUAGCGAAGGACGGCCUAGCUGCGGAACUGCUCGCCUUGCCCGACGAGGCGGUAGCCAGAGCUCUGAAGACUAGAGACGUAGCUGGCUGCACGCCUCUGGCUCUCGCGAUCAACAAUGUGCACGCUGUUGGGACCCGCACCCUCUUGUCUAAGUGCAAAAGUCUCGAUUUGCUCGACCUUUUGAGAUGGGAGGAUGUGGUGGGAGAUCUGCCCGGCGAGAAGCUGAGGCGAAAGAUGAUUCAGCGAUCAGUGAAUCACGAAACGACAGACAGAAGCAUCCCUCGCUGGCCUGAUGUUUGCGAUCUGCGAAACGGAGUGCUGAGUUGGAAAGAGUAUCAAGAGCGCUUGGCCGCGCGAGGCAAGGAGGCGCUGCACCGCAACGUGCCAGGGCAGAUCGCAGAUCUGAAAUCUGCCCUCGCACUCUCACCUACUAUGAGCCCUGAACUAUCGAGCGCAUGCGGAGCAAUCAUCAACAAGCUCGAAGAUCAGCUUCAGCAAUUUGGAAGCGCAGAAGCCGACCUGAAAGACUUUGACGGCGUUCCUGGCCUGGACAUCGUGGAUCUGGUGCUGCAACACACGCCCAAGGGAUCUCCUCGAAUCCUCAUACCAGCGUCAGAAGUUCAGUAUGCCACCAAGGCUUUACUCGAUAAAUCUGACUGCCGCUACAAGGUGUCUAUAUCCGACGAGCAGGACUAGACUCAGUCUUAGCUUGUCGGUCAUGUCGACCGCGCCACGAUGAUGAGCGAGCAAGCGCCCUCCUGCUCCGGCUCGCUGCGGCGGCAGAUCGCCUGAUCCGAUAGUGUCGAACUGCUAAGUAGUGUGCAGCAUUCAUGGGAAUUCGCCUGGUUCUGUGCCGUUCCCCCAUAUAUGUCGUGGUAUGAAAUUGAUGGCAUCAUCAGUUGCGAGGG